CUCACCUUUACUCUUCCUCGCUCAUUCUCGCUCCACCCUUCUGACCUCGCUGUUCGCCUCCUGUCCCUACAUCAUUUCUCCGCCCGCCGGCUACAACUGUCCCGAUCAGCGAGAUCUGCUCCAGUCUGUCGACGCCUCUUUAUUGUGAGCACCCUCCAGACAAUCAUGGCUGUGUCGAUUCUUCAUCCUGCGUGGUCGAGUUCUGCGGCUUGUUGGGGAUUGCCUCUCUGCUCUCUGAACGAUCCUCCUUGACUGCGGCCUUUGAUCCAGCGUCCACCCCUACUCGAGAACCUUACUACCAGCGCGCCGACCUAGAAAAGAAAAGCAGAAUACACGGAGACGGUGUUUGCAUUCACCAUGACUGGCGUCAAAACAUUUCCUACCAUCAAAACCGUCCGCACCUUCGUUAUCGAUGGUGUCGGCUCUGGCGGCGACUACCACAAUGUCAAGGGCGGUCACUGGUUGAUUGACAAUAAAAUCUCAACCCCAAUGGCCAAAUGGGAACAAUACCGAAAGUCCCGCACCUCUUUUGGAAUCAAUGUCCUGGGCUCUUUCUGCGUCGAGAUCGAGGCCACAGACGGCACCAAGGGCUUUGCAACAGGUUUCGGAGGACCGCCAGCAUGCUGGCUGGUUCAGCAACAUUUCGAGCGCUUCCUUCUCGGCCGAGACCCUCGAGACGUCAACGAUCUAUACGAGCUUAUGUACAAGGGUUCCAUGUUCUAUGGCCGUAAAGGUUUACCCGUCGCGGUCAUUUCAGUGCUUGAUCUUGCAUUAUGGGACCUUCUCGGCAAGAUCAGAAAUGAACCAGUAUACAAGAUGAUUGGUGGUGCUACAAGAGACAGGCUAGACUUCUAUUGCACUGGACCAGAGCCCGCGGCGGCCCAGAAGAUGGGAUUUGUUGGAGGCAAGGUUCCCUUGCCAUACAGUCCAGAGGAGCCGGACAGUUUAAAGAAAAAUAUUGCAUUCCUGAAGAAACACCGCGAAGACGUUGGAUUAGAUUUCCCCUUGAGGGUUGAUUGCUGGAUGUCUCUGAAUGUGCAAUAUACCAUUGAGCUCGUUGCGGAAGCUAAAAGACAGGAUAUCAGAAUAGAUUGGUGGGAGGAAGUCUUGUCACCCGAUGAUUUCGAUGGGUUCCAACUGUUGAAGCGGGCACAUCCAGACACAAAAUUCACCACAGGCGAACACGAAUAUUCGCGAUAUGGCUUCCGCAAGCUUCUUGAGGGCCGGAAUGUCGACAUCAUUCAACCCGACGUCAUGUGGCUGGGUGGCCUCACCGAGCUUCUCAAAGUCUCGUCCAUGGCAGCAGCAUACGAUAUUCCAGUCAUUCCACACGCCUCGGGACCUUAUUCGUACCAUUUUGUCGUGAGUCAGCAUAACUCACCCUUCCAAGAGUACCUUGCAAACAGUCCGGAUGGGAAGAGCGUGCUUCCUGUGUUUGGAGAUCUGUUCUUGAACGAGCCUAUCCCAAACCAAGGGUACCUUGAUGUUAGCGUUCUUGACAAGCCAGGGUUUGGAUUGGAAUUGAACCCAAACGCACGCUUGGUCGAUGCUACGGGAAUGUUGGGCAUGAAGCCUCAAAAGUCCCUUUCCUUUCCUGCUGAGAAAGAGCCUGCGAAGCUUCAUGGCGAGGCAGCCUUGAAUGGCGACCAUGUGUCUUGAAGGAGAAAGGCUAUUGGGAUGGUGUGCCGCUUAACACAGGUUGGACAGAGUGCUUUCGGAGAAUGAACACAGCGAAGUCAUCCCAUCUAUAUGUUGCCAUGGGGAACCACGCAUGUGCUGUGGCGACUUCUUCAACAAGACUGGCAUCAGCUAGAGAACAAGCUUGUCGAUUCCUUGGUCCCUUUCCACAUUGAAAUUUGCCGCGUUCGUGUGCAGAUGAUUCCAGUCCAGGAUCUUUCCAGUAUGGCUC
Messenger RNA from Exophiala xenobiotica, 1909 nucleotides. RefSeq lists its product as uncharacterized. Lineage: Eukaryota; Fungi; Ascomycota; Eurotiomycetes; Chaetothyriales; Herpotrichiellaceae. The record is from RefSeq and is a predicted model, not a curated record. The transcript has 2 exons. The coding region runs from base 358 to 1659 and encodes 433 amino acids. Gene Ontology annotation, molecular function: L-rhamnonate dehydratase activity; magnesium ion binding. Gene Ontology annotation, biological process: carbohydrate catabolic process.